Prorocentrum cordatum is the source of this 340-nucleotide messenger RNA. The record is from the annotation of a GenBank genome assembly. Lineage: Eukaryota; Dinophyceae; Prorocentrales; Prorocentraceae.
GCUCUCCGAGGUCGCCAGCUGCGAGAUGGAGGAGACUUGUCUGGCGAAGCUGAAGCUCCUGCUCACUUCGAGAAUUGAUUGGGUGCACUUGCCCCGCGCCUGGUUCACAGUCAACGGCAGGCAUCGUGUAUUCAAGCUGUUGUCUAGGGCGCUGUGUUGCGUGCAAGAGCUGCUCCAUGUGCACCACGAGACGUACCCGUACCGUCUGUUCUUGUGUUUGAAGGACCCAACGUUCACCGAGGUCGUUCUGCACGAGCCCGACUGCCUUCUCACGUUGGAGUGGCGUGAGCGUUUUAAGUCGGAAGGGCUGUCCAGUGAUGCGGCGUUGGCGAUCCUGAAG